CUCUUGUGCCUCUCAUUUGGGUAUUUUGGUACUUCAUCGUAUAAGAGAGAGAGAGGAAGAGCGGGGUUUGUAACCUUUGGUUUGGGCUUCCCAUUUCUGAUUUGGGCGGAAAUCAAAUUGGCGAUCAAGCCGCCUCAAAUCACUGCCGUCGCCUUCGAUUCCUCCCAUUUUGUAAUCUCUUCCUCUGAUCGCUGCAUCCGAUUUAUUUGCCGUCGUCGUUGGUCGCCGGAGAUCGUGCAGUUUAGGGUUUCGACGCUUCUCUGGAGGAAAGUCGCAAUUUUCCCCCGGCCGGAAAGAGAAGCUUUGUGAUCGCCCGAAGAAGGUUGGAAAAUGGAAUGCAACAAGGAUGAAGCCCUUAGGGCAAAAGCGAUUGCUGAAAAAAAGUUCAUGGAAAAGGAUUAUAUGGGUGCCAAGAAAUUUGCCUUGAAGGCUCAAAAUCUCUUUCCUGCUUUUGAAGGCGUGAUCCAGUUGAUAUCAACUCUUGAUGUUUAUAUUGCGUCUGAACAUAAAGCUAACGGGGAGAAUGACUGGUAUUCUAUUCUCCGCGUGAGUUCUACAGCAGAUGAAGAUACAGUGAAGAAACAGUAUAGGAAGUUGGCGCUACUGCUUCAUCCGGACAAGAAUAAAUCUGUUGGUGCUGAGGGUGCUUUUAAGCUAAUUUCAGAGGCAUGGAGUGUCUUAUCUGAUAAAUCUAGGAGAAUGCUGUAUGACCAAAAAGUGCAGAAAUCUUUCCAACCAACCAAAAAUCAAACUGUUCCUGGUAACUUUAAUGGGUUUUACAAAUUCUCCAAAAACACUGUAAAAGCACACAUGGGGAAUGGUAGCACUAGGGUGGUUUCCGCAACCACCAAUCCGUCUCACAAGCCAUCAGCACCUGAAACAUUUUGGACAUCUUGUAAUAAGUGCAACAUGCAGUAUGAGUAUCUCAAGGUCUACCUUAAUCAUACUCUUCUAUGUCCUAGUUGCCACGAACCUUUUCUAGCUAAAGAGACAAAGUCUCCUUCCAACCAAUUUGUAAACUCAGUGCCAAUUUCUCAGCAGAGUCAACCAAACGACAACCAUAGUGCUCCCAGCAAAAAUGCCUCUGGUCAAGUGAGCAGUAACUCAAUGCCUCAGGGGAAAGAAACUACUGGGCUCCAGAAUGGAGCAAAUCCAGGCUCUUUCACUAACUCAAAUUUCCAAUGGCGUUCUUUUUCUCGAAGUGCAGGAGUUGCUAGUGCUACUGCCUCUUCAGCUGCUGCUGCACAGGCUGCAAAUGUUGUCCAUCAGACUUAUGAGAAAGUAAGAAGAAAACGUGAAGAGGCACAGGCAGCAGCUAGAAGGGAUGUGUCUCUUCGCAGGAAGAAUAAUGCUCUCAAGAAAAAUACUAAUCCCUCUGGAGCACCUAAUGCAGGUCAAAGUGUUGAUAUUCGUGUAACACAAGGGCGAGGCAUUAGUCAUGAUCCUGGGAGUGACAAAAGAGCUGUUCUGACACAACAGUUUCAUUCAUCUGGGACAAAUGAAGUGGGUGGAAAUUGUGGUGACUUAUUAAAGACCAGAAUGGCUGAGAGAGCAAACAAUCCUUACAUACAGUUCUGUCUUUUUAAUACUAGGAAGAUGUGGAUUGAGAUGACUAAGUCGGCAAUAAAAGAGAAGUUAAAAGAGUGGAAAUCUACUGCCUCUAUGAAACCUGAUGAGAAAGAAAAUGUUAAGAAGAAACAAAAGCUCUGUGAAACUGGUAAAGACGAGGGCAAAGAUGUAGCACAUGGGGAUGCUACUGGUCAAAAACAGACUCUUGAGCCACAGAAUGACACCAUUCAAUGUCUUAAUGAGAACAAACCACCUAAUUUCCAAUCCACUGAGUCAGAUGAUGAGACUAAUGAACCAAUGUCAAUCGAUGUUCCUGAUGCAGAUUUUCAUGAUUUUGAUAAUGAUCGUUCAGAGAAAGCUUUUCGAGGCGAUGAAAUAUGGGCUACAUAUGAUGAUGAGGAUGGUAUGCCUCGUUACUAUGCGCUAGUUCAGAAAGUUAUCACUUUGAAUCCUUUCAAAAUCCGCUUUAGUUUUUUGACAUCAAAAUCCAAUAGUGAAUUUGGCCCUUUGAAUUGGGUUGCUUCUGGUUUUCCAAAGAGCUGUGGUGAUUUUAGAAUAGGACGAUAUGAGGUGACUGAUACAAUCAAUAUUUUCUCGCACAAGGUUACGUGGGAAAAGGGACCUCGUGGUAUCAUAAAAAUUGUCCCAAGAAAAGGUGAAACCUGGGCGCUUUACAGAAAUUGGUCUCCAGAAUGGAAUGAACAUACUCCUGAUGAUGUUAUCUACAAGUAUGAUAUGGUAGAAGUACUUGAAGAUUAUAAUGAAGAACAUGGUGUAUCUAUUAUCCCUUUGGUCAAAAUUUCUGAAUUUAGAACAGUAUUUAGUCGUAACACAGAUCCCAAGCAAAUAAAGCGAAUCCAGAAAGAAGAGAUGUUUCGGUUUUCACAUCAAGUACCUUCACAUUUAUUGACUGGUGAAGAAGCUGAGAAUUCUCCCAAGGGAUAUUUUGAGCUAGACCCUGCAGCAACUCCUUUGGAACUUCUUCAGAUAAUCAAAGAUAGUAAAACAGAAGCAGUGGCAGAGGCCAUUGAGCCAACAGUUACCUAAUUGUUUAACUUGUUUGGCGAGGGAAAUUUUUUCUGGCUGAACCAAAUUUUCGUCUGCAAGUUGAAAUUUAGCUGGACUUAGAACAUUCUUUCAAUUAAGAGAUUACACAUUCUACUUAGCAAAGCGUCCACUGGUAGUUCCUUAUUCCUGUCCUGCAGGAUUGGUGUUCUGGUUGAAGAGGGCUAUAAGACAAGAGUUGUUGCUGAGAGAUGAGGACCUAACAGAUGUUGGGUUUGGACAAAGUUAUUCCAGGUAAAGGAAUAUAAACUAGAAAUGUCAAUGAGGUUGCUGAGGAUGCUGGCCAAAGGCAUAUGAUCGAAGGCAUUGGGUUGUUGAGGAUGCUCAAGGUUGUGCGGUGCAGUUAAGGAUGUGUGGUGAGUUUCUGAAGAUGUGUAAGGAGGAUGCCCAACCGCUAAGAGAGGCCUUAUCGUCAAGGAGGACGUCAGCAAAGCAGUAGUCUUGUUUUGUGGUUGAUGUCUUUAAUGCUAUAAUUAUUAAAUGGGUAUACAUAGACUUGGUAGUAAUCCUCUACACCUAGAACUGUUAAUGUGAGGCUAAACCCAGUAAACCAAUAUCACCUUAUUAAUCAAGUACCAUUGUCCUUGCUUUGUAAAUGUGUUGCUCUGAUGUCAAGGAGUUAAUGCUUGUGUGUUUUAUGAAAAUUUUAUUUAUGUUUUUUUGGCUUUAAUCAUGUCUUGGUCCAUAUGUUCUAGUUAUACAUCAAUCUGAUUAUAGAUCAAAUCUUGCUUCAACUUGAGGGGAAUGUUAAAUGUAUAAGUUAUUGUAAUCAUAUGUAGUGGGUUUAGUUUCAUAUUGUUCACAUUAGGCAUAUGGUAAAGUUGACUCUAUACUUUGUAAUAGUUUCCUUACAAAGAAUACAAUCUUGCACUAGUUAUGGCAGUUUCCUGUAAAGUGUGAUCCAUGUCCUCUUGUUACCAUUGUUUUUCCUUUUGGUGACGCAGUUAUUUUCUUAUGGCAUGGACUACAACCUUUGACAAACCUACAGGAGUACAUGUAUGAACUAUUUUUCAUGUCGUCCCCUCGGGACAGACAGUCGGCUAGCACAUAGUGGUGUUGUCAUCAUAAGGUCUGGGGUUAAAUUCUGGCUAGUAGUCGGGUGUCUACCCUCCCCUUUGCGCUAUUCAACUGUCCAAGACUGGUAGCCACCUAUGAUUUACCUCUUCCUUGUUGGCCUAGGAUAGGCUGACGGAGACGUUGGGGGCGAGCGCAUCGCCUUAUUCCAUCAUAAACUAUUUUCAUGUCUUUUUUAACUAUAUAUAUAAUAAAGCAUGCUAUAUUACCAAAUUUAGCCAACUUCAUUUUUGGUAUUCCUGAGCAAUGAAUACUAGAAUUAUUAAAGUUCAUUUUUCCAUCAAUGUGAACAAACAAACAUCCUUCACUGAGGGCUCGAAGUGGGAUAUUAGUUUUAUAAUAUAUUCCAUUUCUAUCACUUUCAUCUUUAGUUUUUCUAUGUUCUACAUAAUGUCUGUAAUGCUGCACCUCCAACCACGAUUGGAAGAGAAAUAUAUCAGCCAUUGUUGCUGAAGAAUUUCAGCUAGACUGUCUCCAUGUUUUAACAUAAUAUACUUGCAUACUUUGCUCUUAAUUUGGAAGGAGCAUGGAUAGGGUGCGCCCUUUGAUGCAUGCCUUUACAACUAGGUUUACUAUUUUAAUGAUCAGCUACUUUUGAAAAAUGUUAUUUCAUUAUGUGCAUUAUUGAUUAUCAGCAUAUUACUGUAUGGCAUUAAAAUAUAUAAUUUAAUAAUAUAAUAUUCUUAGAUUAUUUGAUCUGGUAUUUGAUUGUUUAUAAAAUAUGUUAAUAAUCUAAUAUUGUCUAUUAAGUGUACAUGUGAUAUUACUAGUAAUUUGACUUUCACUAUUAAUUGUAUUUAAAUUAAAUUAACUUAUCUGAAUUAUUGAUUUAAAUAAUAAUUAGCGAUUAAUUAUUAAGUAAUUAAUUCUUGCUAAAUUUGUUUUAAAAGUGCCUGCAGCAAGAACUAUCAGAUGACUUAAAUUGUCUGCUUUCAAGAAAUCAAUAUUGUGCUUCUAUUUUAAAUAGCAAACCUGAUCAAUGUUAUCAAAAUAAAAUUAGAGAUUGAUUGACCAUUUAUGCCAUCCAUAUGCUAGAUAAGUCUUUGACAUGAGCCAAUUUUGCAAUGUUUUUAAAACUGGACCCACUGGUCUCAAUCGGUUAAACUAGGAACCAGCAACAAAUCUGAUCUUGUUUGAUUGGAAAACUGUUUGCUGUAAAAACUGGUAAUUGACUCCUUUUAAGUUAUUGGCUCUUUGGUUUGGUGGUUGUGUUACCCUCUCACAAAAGGGGCAGUUCAACUUGGUGUCGAUGCAAGCUUACCUUUUUUAUUGUAUUAGUAUGAGUUUAUAUACAUAGGGUAUGGAUAUAAUUCUGUUUGUAUAUAUAUAUAUAUAUAUAUAUAUAUAUAUAUAUAUAUAUAUAUGAUGGUUAUGGUGUCAUUUUCCUGUCAACCGGUUCGACCAGUUCAGCCAAUAUCAGUAAUCUUGUUGGAUUGAUCUUCGGUCUAAUUUUUGGAACAUUGCAUUUAUGCCAUAAAUACUUUAGCCAUUCAAUGCACCGCCAUACUUGUUCUCUAUAAAAGUUAAUGGAAUUAUCUUGUCUUAAGAUAUCUGAUUUAACCAUAUCUUUAGAGUUGGUUUCUCUCUUACUAGUUAGAAUGUGAUUUAUAAAAAGGGUAAAAUACAUAUGUAAAAUCAUUGAGUCUAUCUUUCUAUCUGAAAUUUACAUGUAUAAUAAAGUUCAUUUAAACAAAGAAAUACCUAAAACUUUCAUCUAUUCAGAAGCUUUUGAUGUAUGUUGCCAGAAUGGUGGACAACUGUAAACCAUUGUUAUUGUUAAAGGAAAGGGAUUAUUUGAUAAUUCAUGUUGAUUUGUAGUGAUUCUUCCAGUUCAUCAAUGAUUAUUCGGAAUCCAUCCCUGACAUCUUCUUGAUUCACUAUGGUUUAUUUAAGUUUAACAUAUUGGUAUAUGUAUUUCCUUCUAUUUAUGUCAGUUUAUUAAAUAGUGCAUCAUGUAGCCGUCAGUUUACCAUAAUUGAAUGCAGUAAUACUAUUUCUUCGCUUAUACUAUCAAUCAUGUACUUUUACUUUAAGAACAAUUAGACUAUAACCGAUGCCAUGUGUUUUAGGCAUAUAUGCUGUAUCAUAAGUGGCCUGCAUAUGCAUUUGAAAAACCGUUUUUGUAGGUUGAACUAAAUUGACUAAAAGGUCCAACUUAUCCUAUUUUGGCAGUUUGCAAGUCGGACUAUUUCGAGUGAUAAAUUUUUUAAAUAUCAAUAUAAAUAUUGUAAUAAAAUAUUGUUUAGCAAUUAGUAUUAGUGCUGAUUGUAUAUACUCCAGCAUACACAUUCUAUGCUUUGGGUGGACUGCAUAAUGUCUACUCACGCCUUUUGAAACCUUGUUUUUAGGUUGUAUAUGAUGUUGCAAAUGAGCUAGGACUGUCUUGUUAAUUAGGCUCUUCUAGAAAACUCCAGCUGGAACAGAGCUGAUAAACUGAACACAAGUUUUUUAUGAUCACGACCCACUGUCUUCAAUCAUGUGGACGUCAGGUUUUGACAGUCAUCCCUAGAGUUCAUUCUUUUUGCAAGCCUUUGGCAUAUAGAUUUUAGUAGUUUCUUCAUCGCCAACACGAUCCUUUAUUGAUAGCCUCUGACAUCAUGUAUAGUAUAAUACCUCUGAAAGCUAUUGUCUAGCAGGAAAUGAAGUUUAUUCGGUAGCCAAAGAUACUAUAUGUUUCAUGUUUGGAAUCUGUUUGUCAGUAAUCCUUUGUGUCACCCAGCUGGUCGUUUUGGGUAGCUGUUAUUGUUUAACUAAUCAAGGAUUUUGAAUUUCA
Messenger RNA from Zingiber officinale, 6481 nucleotides. RefSeq lists its product as uncharacterized. Lineage: Eukaryota; Viridiplantae; Streptophyta; Magnoliopsida; Zingiberales; Zingiberaceae. The transcript is spliced from 5 exons. The coding region runs from base 331 to 2616 and encodes 761 amino acids. The record is from RefSeq and is a predicted model, not a curated record.